AUGAUGGCACAUACGGCUCUUAUAUACCUCUGCAACGUCCCAAAUUCAUUACCGUGGGAGAUAAAUAAGCAACGGAUCAUGCCUACAUAUGAAGAAGAGGCGCUGGCAGCUGCCCUUGAAAUCGCCAACCUUACCCGAUCCCUCGACGAAUUUGGUAUUUUCAAAGCAAGAUUGGCCUAUCAGUUCUUGUUAUGGAUAUCCCGCUAA
Messenger RNA from Penicillium lagena, 207 nucleotides. RefSeq lists its product as uncharacterized. The transcript has a single exon. The record is from RefSeq and is a predicted model, not a curated record. Bases 1 to 207 code for a protein of 68 amino acids. Lineage: Eukaryota; Fungi; Ascomycota; Eurotiomycetes; Eurotiales; Aspergillaceae.